Messenger RNA from Pieris brassicae (large cabbage white), 1996 nucleotides. Its product is annotated as 2-acylglycerol O-acyltransferase 2-like. Lineage: Eukaryota; Metazoa; Arthropoda; Insecta; Lepidoptera; Pieridae. The record is from RefSeq and is a predicted model, not a curated record. Bases 182 to 1366 code for a protein of 394 amino acids. The transcript has 5 exons. Gene Ontology annotation, biological process: triglyceride biosynthetic process. Gene Ontology annotation, cellular component: endoplasmic reticulum membrane. Gene Ontology annotation, molecular function: diacylglycerol O-acyltransferase activity.
GGCUUGCUCUGUUGGUACUGUCCAAUGUAUCCUAACCGAACCGAUUUUCGUGGUUUUUUAAUUGUUUGUCGUUGGAAAAUUUACGAAAAUAAAAUAAACGUUUCACAAUACAUUUUGUAUUUGAAAUCUUUUCGGUUUUUCUAACUGUCAAACAUUAAAACAAAGCUUUUGAAUCGACAAGAUGUAUCCACAAUAUUGGGAUAAUGGCGUGUUUUGGAUUUUAAAAUGUAGAAUUAUGUCAGUAAUCAAAAAGGAUUAUGAAACUUAUUUUGUGUACACUAAGGAAAAUAUAUCAAGGUACUUAAAUAUCCUACAACAAUCAAGACACAUUGUAAUGAACCUGUCCAUGGCAUUAGGCAUAGAAUGGGCGCCCAUAAAUGUACCAGUUUCACGAAGGCUUCAGACCCUGGCGGCCACUGGCUGGAUCUGCCUUGUGCUCUUCAGCGAAGCAGUUGCUAUACUUCUAUUUAUUAAAAUUAUUUACUCUUCAUAUUGGUACUUGGGCUUGCUGUAUGCAGUGUGGAUGCUAAAUGAUAUCGACGUAUGUCAUAAAGGAGGCCGAACAAUCCAAUGGGUACGAAACUGGGCGUGGUGGCGUUACUAUAGAGAUUACUUUCCAAUAAAACUUGUGAAAACCGUUGACUUAGAACCAAGUAGGAACUAUCUCUUCGCCUGCUUUCCACACGGCGUUGUCUGCUCUGGUGCCUUCGGAGCAUUUGCAACGAACGCCCUGGAUUUCCACAAAGUUUUUCCUGGCUUAAGUUGCCAUAUGAUUACCUUGGCUGGGCAUUUUCUGGUUCCCAUUUUCCGGGAGCUUUUACUAGCGUUUGGGACUUGUUCGUCUUCAAGGGAAAGUUUGGAGUAUCUGUUGGAUAUAAAACGCAAUCAAGGAACAUGCGUGUGUCUGAUUGUUGGUGGAGCAGCUGAGGCUUUGGAUUCACAUCCUGGGGAGUAUAAAGUGAUAUUGACCAGACGAAAAGGGUUUAUUCGGGUUGCUAUGAGGUCCGGAGCACCCAUAGUCCCAGUGUUCUCCUUCGGUGAAACAGACGUGUUCAGACCCCCUCACAAUCCCCAGGACAGCUUCCUACGCAAAUUCCAGGAGAAGGUGCGUCAGCUAACGGGAAUUUCACCCAUGUUUCCUAUUGGAAGAGGACUCUUUCAGUAUUCAUUUGGAGUUCUACCUUUGCGAUCACCUAUUACCACUGUCGUUGGCGCACCUUUAGAAGUUGAAAAGAAUCUCGAUCCAACAGACGAAGAAGUAAACACCUUGCACGCUGAAUUCACAAAACGACUAAUUGAUCUCUUUGAGACUGAAAAACCCAAGUAUUUGAAGAACCAUGAGAAAAUAUCAUUAAUUAUCACAUAGAAGUUUGUGCGUUUUUUAUUUCCUACCAUUUAUUUUUAAAAUUUGUAUGUGAAUUUAAAUAGUAAAACUGCCAAUAGUAGGAACGUAAAAGAUUAAUAAGAAAAAUUCAGGCACUGCAAGCAAAUUUAACAAAAUUUACAGGCGGUAUUGCUUAUUUAUCAAUGUCAUGAAUAAACCAUGUACCUCAUAUACUUGGUAUUAAUAAUUCCAAAUGAUUUUGUUUUCUAUUGCAAAUUCGAUAAUAAUAAUUAAAUAAUUGAGUGAAUUAUAUUAAGUGUUUUUAAAAUAGAAUUAGCAACGCAUUUAUUAAAUUAGAACUAAGUAUUGAGAAUAUUUCGCGUUGGAAGACAUAGCGUAUGAUUCCUGGAUGUAAAUGGAUUAGAUUCACAUUCGGAAGACUGUCUCGACACUGAAUCUUGGUUAAACCCCGCGAGAACGUCUCUUGGCAUCAGGGCCAUGUGAAAAAAAUCUCUAUUCACAAGCGUGGCAAUCUAACGCUAAAGAAAUUUCUAUGGUGAUGAUAUUUGCUCACGCUUUGUCAUGUGAUCAAUUUUCAUAUAAAUUUGUUUGGCGGUCACGCGUAUCGAGAAGUAUAUUCGUCUCAAGCCCCUGUAUAGUUUACCAUAACAU